Molecule: messenger RNA, 1335 nt
Organism: Annulohypoxylon maeteangense
Lineage: Eukaryota; Fungi; Ascomycota; Sordariomycetes; Xylariales; Hypoxylaceae
Product: thymidylate synthase
Exons: 2
Coding region: 131-1075 (314 amino acids)
Biological process (GO): dTMP biosynthetic process
Cellular component (GO): mitochondrion; cytosol
Molecular function (GO): thymidylate synthase activity
Source: RefSeq, a predicted model, not a curated record
CGUUUCUUGUCGCGUCGCUAAUUAACAUUAUUUCCUUCAAGUUUGCGCCGUCUACAACCUCUGUGCUUUAGUCAAGUCAUUUCACACUUUAAAUACCCAAUUAGACGUAAAAAGAAACCUACUUGACAAAAUGGGAUCCUUGGCACAACAUGAGGAACACCAAUACCUCGAACUUGUACGGGAAAUCCUAGAUCAAGGAGAGCGCCGACCGGAUCGAACAGGCACUGGCACAUACUCCAUAUUCGCCCCUCGUCCCCUUAAAUUCAGUCUCAACGACAACGGCAAACCAAUUCUCCCCCUGCUCACAACUAAACGCGUCUUUCUCCGCGCCGUGAUCGCCGAACUCUUAUGGUUCAUCGAGGGCAACACAUCUUCCGCCUCUCUAAGCGCGCAGGAUGUCAAGAUCUGGGAUGGCAACGGGUCGCGCGAAUUCCUAGAUAACCUAGGUUUAACCCAGCGCGAGGUCGGUGAUCUAGGACCAGUAUACGGCUUCCAAUGGCGUCAUUUCGGCGCCGAAUACGUUGAUGCCAAGACCGAUUAUACCGGUCAAGGAUACGACCAACUUGCCGAUGUUAUCCAUAAGUUAAAGAAUAACCCGUAUGACCGUCGCAUGAUCCUAUCGGCGUGGAACCCGGCGGACUUAAAGAAGAUGGUACUACCGCCGUGCCACAUGUUUGCGCAAUUCUACGUAUCCUUCCCGAGACAAAGCCGAGAUAAUGUCGAUGAGGAUAAGGAGAAGUCGAAGGGACAUCUUCACUGCCAACUAUACCAACGAUCUUGCGAUAUGGGUCUUGGUGUCCCUUUCAAUAUCGCGAGCUACGCGCUACUAACGCAUAUGCUCGCACAUGUUUGCGACUUAGUCCCUGGCAGCUUAACACAUGUUAUGGGCGAUGCUCACGUAUACGUCGACCACGUCGAUGCUUUGAAGGUCCAACUAGAGCGAGAACCACGACCAUUCCCCGAACUGAAGCUAUCACCUGAAAAUGGAAGCUCCAUCGAUGGGUGGAAGGUAGAAGAUAUUUCUGUGCUUAAUUACGAACCUCAUAAGACGAUCCCGAUGAAGAUGUCUGUCUAAUACGGAGAGCGAUUGCUGGAGUUUAUUAGACAUUGGCCACAUUGUUAAAAGUCGAAUAGAAGCAGAGUCUGGGUGUCUAGACAAGUAGUCGGAACCAAGACGCGGCAUGAUAAUGAUUAUGUUGUUUAGGUGAGGCAGGAUGGGUUGGACUACCUACUGGAUUCAGCCGAGCGUUAAAAAUUACUAUGCAUGGCGGUUGAGAGUAGAGGCAUAGGGAAUACUCUUAUUAGAAAGGGUAUGCCAACCAGACAUGUAUCACA